AUGUGGAGGGAGCAAUUCUCCGUAGCCUUCCUCCGCGCACUCUGUGCGGAGUUGCUGGCCACCGCCAUCUUUGUCUUCUUCGGCCUGGGGUCAGUGCUGAACUGGCCAGAACCGGUCUCCAUCCUACAGAGUGCCAUCACCUUCAACUUGGCGGCGGCCACCGCUGUCCAGAUUGCCUGGCACGCGAGCGGCGCCCACGUCAACCCGGCGGUGACCGUGGCCUUCCUGCUCGGCUCCCGUGUCUCGUUGGUGAGGGCGGCCUGCUACAUUGUGGCCCAGCUGGCUGGAGGCAUUGCUGGAGCAGCCAUCCUUUAUGCAGUGACUCCCGGGGACAUCCGAGGGACUUUAGGCAUCAACACGGUGAGGAUCAACAUCUCAACUGGGCAAGCUGUGGCGGUGGAGCUCAUUUUGACCUUGCAGUUGGUUCUAUGCUAUUUUGUGUCCACUGACAGCAGACGAAGCAGCGGCUCCCCAGCUAUCAUUAUCGGUAUCUCUGAUGCCCUGGGCCACUUAAUUGGGCGUUACUUCACCACCUGUUCCAUGAAUCCAGCCAGAUCCUUUGGUCCAGCAGUCGUAGUUGGGAAGUUUCCACACCACUGGAUCUUUUGGGUGGGGCCCUUGUCCGGAGCUGUCAUUGCAACUCUGCUUUAUAACUUCGUUCUUUAUCCCGACCCAAAGACGUUUGCAGAACGACUGGCUAUUCUCAAGGGCAGCUACAACACGGAAGAGCUGGCGAAGGCAGACGAACCGAAGACGGAGACCAUUUCAUUACCCAGUCUUGUACACAAACUGUAG
Molecule: messenger RNA, 795 nt
Organism: Elgaria multicarinata webbii
Lineage: Eukaryota; Metazoa; Chordata; Lepidosauria; Squamata; Anguidae
Product: aquaporin-6-like
Exons: 4
Coding region: 1-795 (264 amino acids)
Biological process (GO): carbon dioxide transport; water transport; transmembrane transport
Cellular component (GO): plasma membrane; apical plasma membrane
Molecular function (GO): nitrate transmembrane transporter activity; water channel activity
Source: RefSeq, a predicted model, not a curated record